AUGUGCAAAUCUAAACUAAUGGCUUCGCUUUACACGAUAGUAGUUAUUUGUGAAUCAUUGAGUAAAAUAUAAAUCUAUAGAAAGAAUGAUUUGUCCCUAAUCAAAGAGAUAGUACUUCCACCAAAUUCUUCUUUUGUGACCAACUAGAUCAGUGAUAAUCAGAAUGAAGCAGGAGCUUUUCUCAUUUCAAGAAAUUAACAUAUAAUGGUUUUCUAUUAAGUGAAAAUUCCAUUAAUUGAUCCACAGAUAAAUACCUAAAAUUAAAACAAGCCUUCUAUCAAAAUAAUUUACCAAGUUUAUAUGCUAGACAUUAUUUUUAACAACGAUAUGAGCAUUAUGAAUCAUAAUCUAGAGAAACCUGAAUUGAUUUACUCCUCUGAGGCUAAUUUCUAGAUGAACAAGAUCUAUGAUAACUUUAUUAUCCGUUAGGAUCAGAAUGAUUCUCUAACAUUUUAUCAGCAUCAAGUUUGCUACUAUGAUUAGUAUAUGCUUAAAAAAUAAUGUUUAUAAUGUCCUCCUAAGAGUUACUCUUUGAGUUUUAAGGAUGAAACAUGCUAUUUUUGUGUUGCAAUCAAUACCUAUUACUUGCUCCCUGCAUAGAAAACUAGACUCAUUUUUCUGUGUGAUAAUUAUAUUAAACAUAUGUCAGAUAGGCACAACUUCUAUCUAGAUUCCUUUGAUGAUCAAUUACUCAUUCCAAUCAAUUCAGAAAACUAGACUAAUUUUACAGUCAUUAAUUAAGAGGGAUUAAAGAUAGAUGGAUGGGAGAUAGCUUUAAUAAUCACAGGGUGCUUGAUAACUUUGAUUAUCUCAACAUUUAUGCUCAUUCUUGUCCUUAAGAAAAAAAGAAAUCCAAAUACUGUGUAAAUAAUGGCUAGUAGUUAAAGUAUAAUAGAACCUCCUUAAUAAGAAAAUUUAAAUCCUGAAGAGCUUGUCAAAACAAAGAUUGAAUAGAUUGAAAAGCUAUCGAAUGAAAAGCUUUAUAAGGACAUUAAUGAAAUAGAUAAGACUCAAAAGCAUUCUUGUGUUAUCUGUUUAGAAGAAUUUAAAGACUAAAAUUUAGUCAGGACUACUUAGUGUCUGCAUUUAUUUCAUUCAAAAUGCUUUCAUAAAUGGAUUUCUAGUUAGUUAAGAGGGUAAUCUCGUCAAAAUUAAGAUUUGCUGUCAUAUUGUCCAACCUGCAAGCAUAAUCUCCUCGAGCAGAUUGAUAGACAAGUUCAAAAGACCUAGGAGCCAAUAAAUCCAUAAUUAAAUGAUGCUGCAGUUUAGUAUUAGAUAAAUUACGAGCAAAGAACAGAUUAAAAUUAAUAAUAAAAAAUGGUUCAAAUGAUAAACAACUAUGUCUUAGAAAGUUAAGUUUUUGACUAAGAUUAUGCAGCUGAUAUAAAUCGAAACCCUGAGUAAAUUGGAUUUGAUGAAAGUUUUGAUUAAUACCAUUAGUUAAACUAAUCAAAUAGACUGUAGCUUUUAGGAGAUAAAAGAGAAUAGAAUAAUCCUGAAUACGAUAUUUCAAGACAAUAAGGAUACAGAAAUAAUAAUUACAAAGACUAGACUAUUAAUCUUCAGAAUAUUUAAAUUUAAUCAGAUUUUGAAAAUAAUAAGUUAUGA
Molecule: messenger RNA, 1608 nt
Organism: Stylonychia lemnae
Lineage: Eukaryota; Ciliophora; Spirotrichea; Sporadotrichida; Oxytrichidae
Source: the annotation of a GenBank genome assembly